Wasmannia auropunctata (little fire ant) is the source of this 1649-nucleotide messenger RNA. It is a transcript of the gene Mlf, whose product is annotated as myeloid leukemia factor. The transcript is spliced from 6 exons. The coding region runs from base 197 to 1087 and encodes 296 amino acids. Gene Ontology annotation, biological process: regulation of DNA-templated transcription. The record is from RefSeq and is a predicted model, not a curated record. NCBI's taxonomy places the organism in Eukaryota, Metazoa, Arthropoda, Insecta, Hymenoptera, Formicidae. Gene Ontology annotation, cellular component: nucleus; cytoplasm.
ACUUCCGUCAUUGCAUUACGUGGAUCAGUUCUGGAAAUUUCCACGAGGGUGAAAAGGCGCUCGCUGACUCGCUCAAGCUCGCUCGUGACAUUCGGUUGUUCUCGUACUUCUCGUCUGUGACGUGAAAAUCCACUUUCUAUUGAUCGUAUAGGUGAAUUUUUCGAAUCUCCGAGCAUCCCAGGGCAUUCCAAGCAAAAUGUCGUUGUUCGGAUUCAUGGGCGAUGACGAUAUUUUCAAUAUCUUUGGACCUUCUGGUGCUCAUAUGAGGCAGAUGAACAGCAUGAUGAACUCCAUGUUCGCCAAUCCAUUCGAGAUGAUGGGACCGAAUGCUCUUAUGCCUUCUUAUCGUAGAGGACUUCAUAAUGAUAUGCCGGUUUCCAUAUUUGAACCUCAUUUUGGAAGAUUUGGUUUAAACAGCAUGCCGAAUAAUGGUCAUUCAUUCAUGAGCCAAUCGGUGAUGACAAUGUCUAGUGGUCCUGAUGGUCGACCACAAGUUUAUCAGGAGACUAUGUCUACAAGAAUGGCACCCGGUGGCAUAAAAGAGACUAAACAGACAGUAAGCGAUUCUCGUACUGGAACCAGGAAAAUGGCUAUUGGUCAUCAUAUUGGUGAAAGGGCACAUAUUCUUGAACGAGAACGAAACUUAUAUCAUGGUGAUGAGGAAGAACGACAGGAAUUUAUUAAUCUUGACGAAGAAGAAGCAGAGAGUUUCAAUCGCGAAUGGGAAUCACGUACCCGUCGUACUGCUGGUGCAAUUGAGGGUGCACAUCCAGCUAGUAAUGUCAGGGUUAAUCCAGAACCAAGACAGUUAGCUUUACCAUCUACCACAGACGUACCAGCAAGUCGACAUUCUAACAGAAGAUGGGUACCUUCUUCUAGACGUGCAAUAAGGUCUUUAAAUCCUUCGAAAAUAAAUAAAAGUACAUCUUCCUCUUCAAGCUUUAAGUCCACACAACCCGCAGCGUCUUCAAGAGCCGAAACAUCAACGACGUUACCUACGUCUACGUCAGGAUCUCGAAAACGCGAACAUAAGCCGGAUAGACAAGUUAGUAAUAAGCGUCACGCUGUUCCCGCUAGUAACAACUAGAAUAUCUCUAAACUACUAUCCAUAAACGUACUUUACUCUCUAUCCCUAUUACUUUACUCUAUCCUUAUUACGAAACCUCACAUAACGAGGCUUACUUUAAACAGAUUAGAAAAUUAUUAUUUUUUUCAUAACCGUUAUUCUAAGAAAAAUUGUUCAAUUAUUUUUCCUAAAAAUUGUUGUUUCAUGCACUUGCAAGAAGUAUUAUCUUGAUAUACCUAUGUAAACCAAGUGCUCAGCGAAACUCAACGUUUUUUCUUUUCUUUUGUAUACGAAUAUUUAUUUAAAUAGAUGUGUAGAAUCUCAGUUAUACGUCGAGAACAUAAAGGAAAUAAAUAUAAACUUCUAAAAUAUAGCUCAGACCUUUGCCAUUAAUUAAAGGCAACAGCAAUUUUUCAUAUUAUUUUUAUAUAUAUAUUCCGUCUUUUAAAAUAUAUUUAUUACUGUAUAAUCGAAGAUGUCACAUCCAUUAAUAGUUGAUCAGUUUCAGUUAGUUUCAUUAUUGUACAAUUAAAUAUAUUCAAAGUGUAAAGGGAAUAUAAAUAAAUUUCUUGUUUAAAAUGUA